AUGUACUUCAAAGACUCAAGUUUAAACAAAAGAAUACAAGAAUUAAAAGACUUGAUUGAUUUAGAAAAAGAUGUUGAGAAGAUUGUACCAUAUCCAGAACCGACAAGAUCAAAAGUUCCAUAUAAACAACAAUUAUUACCUUUUCAUAUAAAAGAUAAUAUAAUAACUUUAGAUUUAAAAGAUAAUAAAUUAUUGAACUCAUCACUUUUUCCAAAGACUAACAAAGAAAAAUUGGAAAAUUUAUUGAAAAAACAUUCAGCUAGUUAUUGGGUUAAAUUAAAAUAUUUUUCAACUAAGGCUUGGAUAUUAAUUAAUGAAAGUUUUAGUAUUAUCUUUUAUGAUAUUUUAGAAAUUUUAUCAACAAUCAUAAUUUUUAUUUAUUAUACAAUUCGUGGAUUGAUUUACUUAUCAGUAGACGUUUUGAUACUUUUAGGUUGUGGUUUUCUAAUUUCACUGCCAAUAACUAUACCAUUUGGACUUACUUUUGGCUUGGUUUAUGGCUUGGCUGAUUGA
This is a messenger RNA of Lodderomyces pseudojiufengensis, 513 nucleotides long. RefSeq lists its product as uncharacterized. The transcript has a single exon. Lineage: Eukaryota; Fungi; Ascomycota; Pichiomycetes; Serinales; Debaryomycetaceae. The record is from RefSeq and is a predicted model, not a curated record. Bases 1 to 513 code for a protein of 170 amino acids.